Vicia villosa (hairy vetch) is the source of this 1038-nucleotide messenger RNA. RefSeq lists its product as uncharacterized. The record is from RefSeq and is a predicted model, not a curated record. NCBI's taxonomy places the organism in Eukaryota, Viridiplantae, Streptophyta, Magnoliopsida, Fabales, Fabaceae. The transcript has a single exon. The coding region runs from base 1 to 1038 and encodes 345 amino acids.
AUGGCUCAGAGAAACAUUAUUUGUUCAGUGCAUUACAAUGGUGUUAUCAGUAACGAUCUAACCAACGGUUUUUCGUUUAGCAAUACCGAAACAAAACGUUUCAAAGUGCAUUGUAGAGCUGAUUUUAUGCAUUUGAAGGAACGGAUCGAAACAAAAUUGCAACUUCCUGUAAGUGAAAUUAUUUAUCGACUUCCGUUGUUUAAUGGAGACAACAGUAUCAUUUUUUACGUCAUGAAACCAGUAGAGGACGACGGUGGCGUUAAAGUGAUGUUCGAAUGUCACAAUUCGUUUGCUUCUCUUGACGAUAUCGAGCUAUAUGUUCAUAUUGUUAGUCCUCUCAUUAACCAAUCGCAAGAGUCACAUUCGCAUCAAUAUGGUAUGAGCCAACCCACUGAUGAAGAGCCAACACAAAACAACGAACCAUUUAUUCCCAACGAACAAGUGGACGAGUACAGUGAAGAUGAAAUACAAGAAGUGCAAUAUGAAGAUCUUUUUGGUGAUGACAAUGACCCUGAUAUUGUUGAGCCGUCGCAGCCUACAAUUGCACGGCCGAUUAGCAUGUACGCCCCACCGGAUCACAUGCGAAAUAUCUGUUUAGAAGAGGCACAGUCUGAAUCAAUAUUUGGUUCGCACAAAACAAACUAUAGUGAUGUUGAUUUAUAUGAGGGAAUGGAGUUUGAAGACAAGGAGGAGUGCGUUGCUGUUAUACAACAUUGGCAUAUCACCAAUAAUCUUGAUUAUUGGGUAUACAAAUCUGAUAAGAACAGAUAUGUCAUCAAAUGCACGAAUCCAACUUGCCAAUUCAAAUGUAGAGCAUCAGUUCGCAAGAAGAAUUCUAAGUGGACGAUAGGUAAGUUGAGUGGACCACAUGUCUGCACAACCACUUCAAUGUCGCAAGACCAUAGACAACUUACCUCAGAUAUUGUCUCUCACUGCAUCAGAGAUCUGGUUAACACCGACCCAUCAAUUAAGGUAAAGCUCAUAAUUUCUCAUGUAACAGGAAAGUAUGGUUAUAAUAUAUCUUACAGGAAAGCGUGA